Messenger RNA from Trichomonas vaginalis G3, 969 nucleotides. RefSeq lists its product as uncharacterized. NCBI's taxonomy places the organism in Eukaryota, Parabasalia, Trichomonadida, Trichomonadidae. The coding region runs from base 1 to 969 and encodes 322 amino acids. The transcript has a single exon. The record is from RefSeq and is a predicted model, not a curated record.
AUGAAACCGAAGGCGAAAAAACAAAGUUUCCUUACGAGCAGAAUUAGUAAUUUCGAAUUCGGAAUGACAAUUAUCUUCUCAUUGGUUCAUUUCAUCAUAUUUUAUGUAUGUUUGCCUCGAGAGAAGCUUCCAAUUCCACAAAAUUUCAAUUACUAUCCACAAUGCAUGAAAUGCCAAAGAUUUGAUAAUUCAACAAUUUACAGUUCAGUUGAUGAUCUUAUUCUCGUUUUUGAUUAUGAAAAAACACAUGAUAAUCUUAAUUCUUUCUUACAAGAAGUUCGCUCAACAGGAUAUAUAGGAAAAAUAGUCGCCUUUUUAAAUGAUGAGUCAGCCAAGUUAGAAGACGCAGCUUGCGGCGUUAAAAUCAUUCAAACAAACAAAUCAAUUCCAAAAACAGUUUCAAAUACAUUUAGAAAAUACAUUGAUGCAGAAAACUAUUUAACUACAUCAGGAAUAUUUGCAAAUAGAGUCCUUCUUGCAAAUGCUUCUAGAUUAUAUUUCAUCAAAGACCCAUUUCAGCUCAUUUCCAAUCCAAGCAAACUCCUUGUACUCGAAAAUCCAGUUUCUCUACUUCCAUUUGGCUUCUCAAAUGGCGAAUGCUCCAAUCUUUGGUCAGAACGUCCAACAUACUUUGAUAGCGCUAUAAUAGGAGGCGGCAAAUUACAAGUUUUGAAGUUUUUGAGAGCAUUCAAUAAAAACAAGGAUAUUAUUGAUUGCCGCCAUUCUGAUAACGAAAAAGUAAUUUUAACAAAGUUUGCAGGCGAGAAAAACUUCGGAAACGAAGUAAUUAACUUCGAAUCAUUGACUGGAGGUAAUCCAGACUUAUCAGUUGACCCAGAAGGCUUCAUGAUCAGAACUCAGUUCGGAACUCGUUACAACAACCCUAAUAACCUUCCUACUGUUAUUGUGGAUUAUCAAAAUUCAAAGAAACUGAACUCAAUUAAGCAAAACUUUUGCAAUACAAAAUAA